Messenger RNA from Folsomia candida, 915 nucleotides. RefSeq lists its product as uncharacterized. The record is from RefSeq and is a predicted model, not a curated record. Lineage: Eukaryota; Metazoa; Arthropoda; Collembola; Entomobryomorpha; Isotomidae.
CAGGACUCGGAUUUGGUUCAGUGCGUUCUCAAGUCUAGACUUUGCAGGUGCUGGAAAUAUUCAGUUGGAAAGCAAGAAAAAUAUCUGGAAUUAUUUCCUUGACAGGAAUCGUACAGAGAUUUCUGCGGAGUUUUCAAGAAUUAAUUUCCAGGAUUUACGAUGUCUGGCGCAAAGGUCGAAUUCCUCUUCAGGUGCGUGAACCACAAGGCGUUUGGGCCCAAAUCGGUCAGCUCCUACUUCACCAGGAUUGACUGCCCCCUCGAACAAGAUCCAAUCUGCCCUGCAACUUUAUCUCGGCUGGUGGACGCUCUCCUCCUCUGGUGUCGCGACUACUUUCCCGAUGUCCAACAAAAUCCACAUUAUUACAAGGAGACAGCCCUCGCCUCAAUAUACUACAUCUGUUAUGGUAACCCUUGUGUAGCGUGACCUCUCCGGAGAUGGACAUCGCCAUCAAGUUUGCCAUGUGGCUCUGGCUCUUUGACGAUGCGAUGGAAGACCUUACCCGCAAAAACAUCGACCCCUCAGUCUUUAAGGAGGAAACGGAUCGUAUCGGGAAAAUCACGCAGGGGUGUUUCGACCCUCAACGAGCCGCUCCUCCCCCACAAUGUCCCGCCCAGACCACCCCACCCCCACCGAGUAAGGACGAUGUGCAAACCUUAUUCUGGAAUUUUGGCAACUCUCUCUACGCCUGGCAUCAACUGGCUGGUCGAGCCAUUAUGGAAUACUCGCGUAAAAUGAGACGUUUUAACGUCUGCAUGGCCACCUAUAUGCAAGCCCUGCAGUGGAUGAAUAUUUGCCAUAUUGACGGCAGAUAUUCGGAAACGACUUUUAAAGCUUUUAGAAAGCCAAACUCUUAUUUUUGCGGGAUUGCGGAACUGUUAGCGGUACUAAAUAAUGUCGACCUUGGCGGCAACG